AUGCAUCACGGAGAGUUUCCCGCAAAAUCUCAAUCACGAAUUCAAACAGGCUCUAACAGAGACGCUUAUUACAGUUUCCACAGUCAUUUCCCUUCCCGAGUACUUAGAGUAGUUGACGAAGAAUGAAGAGCUGACAAGCUCAUAAUGCCAGAAAUCCCUGUGCAGCCUCAGGAUCUGCCUCCAGAUGAAAACGAUUUAUCUUUUAAUCGAGCAGAAGAUGAAAAAACUUGGAAAGAUCUCAGCGUCAAUGAGAUGAUUAAUUUUGCUCAUUUAUCUAUUGCAGAUCACGAAACUUCAGAACAAAAUGACAUGAAUAUCCAUGGGUUUUUCCUGGACAAUAGAUUUUUUAACCAAAAUUCGUCAAUAAUCUAA
Molecule: messenger RNA, 372 nt
Organism: Blepharisma stoltei
Lineage: Eukaryota; Ciliophora; Heterotrichea; Heterotrichida; Blepharismidae
Source: the annotation of a GenBank genome assembly